GUGAUGUCACGUUUCCAACAGACGUGGUUUGAUUUUUCUUCCUAUCAGUCAGAUCUUAUUGCCAGCUCACUUCCUCGUUUGUCCAAGAUGAUGUUCUGAUGGACCCUCCAUCGUAUGAGGAGGCUGGUCUUCAACAUUCUGCCGUGGACACAGAAGUAUACUACAUCCAUCCACCGCCUACCUACGAUGCCUCCCUCGCUUCAUACCCGGAUCCUCCGCCCACCUACAGACAAGCAGUCACAGAACAGCCAGGUUCCUUCCCUGUCCUGGCAAUACCCACAGUACCACCUGCUGUCACCAGACAUCUGCAGAGCUCAGUAACUGUAAUACACCCAUCAACACAAACAGUUACAGGACAGCCUCCAAGUGAAAGAUGUGUCUCAGUAGAAGAUCUACAAGACGAUCCUGAAUUUAUACGUUGCCCCCACUGCCAUUGUGUUGUUGAGACCAUGGUUAAAGCCAAACCUAAACCAGCAGCAUGGAUCUUAUGUUUCCUUCUCGCACUCCUCUCAGGCACAAUGUUAGUGAUAUGCGCCUUUCUGGUGUUAUCAGCUCCUAGGCUCCAAACUGUGCAACACUACUGCUCAGAUUGUAAACGGCAUGUGCACACAUACAGAAGAUGAUGCUACCAUGAUGAAAAACACACAUUGUUACAUAUAGAUGUAAAUGUGAUCGCUUAUCCAAAAUCAUCUCAUGCUCAUUUUUGUCCAGAUCUGUCCAGUACGUUAAGCCAAAAUUUUCAAACAAACACCAGGGGGGUGCUUGUCAUACUCUGUGAAGUCAAGACACGAUUUAAUACGCACCACUAUUUAAAAUUAACCACACUGUAAGAAAACAUUAAAACUCAGAAAAUGCAAUUUUAAGGCACCUUAUCAUUUCAAAUCUUUAAAAAAAGAUUUUUAAAAUUAAUUAAAACAUGACAAGGUAUAAAUAAGGAAACAACCUUGCCAAACCUUUUGUGGUAUAUUUCCCUUCAGGAAAUUGAAAGAACAAACAAAAGCACAUUUACACCUAAUACAUGUGUUUUCUGUACAUCAACAGUUUGAUGGUGCACGAUCCCAAAGCCCUGUACCAUUUGAGCCAUACCACGGAUAAUAAUUCUUCAGUUUCUGUCAGAUUUCUAUCAGUCUGUACAGAAAGUUGCAUCUUGCAAAUAACUUGAGACGUGAUAUGACAUCAUCCACAGAGGUACGUGAACACGGACAACCAAGCUUAAUGUAUACCCACAAUGUAUAACUUUUUAAAAAAUAUUGAAUUCAGUCCUUCAGGUAAUCUGGUCAGCAGGUCACAAUUUACUUACCCACUACUCUCCCACACCAAGAAGUACUAAGGUGCUUUGAAAGUGAGAUUUGUCGUAUGUUUUUGCUGAUAUCGCAUAGCUGCAGCUAUGUGUUAAGAGAAAUGUCCUUUGUUCUAUCAGCCAGCUUUCAAACUGAGAGUAUUGAGGCUUUUCAGGUUUCAAAUCUCGCAAACCUCAGAGAGGUCACCGUGCUGCAAGAUCUCAGUAACAUUGAGAACUGCAUUGAAACGCUCUGAUCACG
Molecule: messenger RNA, 1541 nt
Organism: Thalassophryne amazonica
Lineage: Eukaryota; Metazoa; Chordata; Actinopteri; Batrachoidiformes; Batrachoididae
Product: lipopolysaccharide-induced tumor necrosis factor-alpha factor homolog
Exons: 5
Coding region: 99-623 (174 amino acids)
Molecular function (GO): zinc ion binding
Source: RefSeq, a predicted model, not a curated record